This is a messenger RNA of Leptidea sinapis, 528 nucleotides long. It is a transcript of the gene sloth1, whose product is annotated as small integral membrane protein 4. The coding region runs from base 292 to 528 and encodes 78 amino acids. Lineage: Eukaryota; Metazoa; Arthropoda; Insecta; Lepidoptera; Pieridae. The record is from RefSeq and is a predicted model, not a curated record. The transcript has a single exon.
AAGAAGAAAAAAAAAAACUCAAGAAAUUUUUAUUUUUCACUAACCAUUAGUAUUGUCUACGUUAAACGUUUUGAAGUUUAGAAGAAGGAUUUAUAUUAAAUGAUUUUAAAGUUAUGCAAUCUUGUUCAGUUGAGAAACACUGAAAAUGUUUUUGCGGUACUGAUAUAAUUAUUAAUAACAGAGAUAAAAUAAUACCAUAACCCUGCACUUGCAUUAUAUAAUGACAUAAACAAUCCAGUUUGAAUUCCUCAUAAAUGCUACAAGAGACGAAAUUCGAGAGAAGAUUUUAUAAUGAAAAUUGGUUGGAUUCAAAAAAUUGUUAAUAAGUGGCCAGGCCGCCGAACUUUGGGUAUUUAUAGAUUUCUUCCGUUGUUUUUUGUCCUAGGAUCAGCUCUAGAAUUUUCAAUGAUUAACUGGAAAGUAGGUGAAGUGAAUUUUUACAAUACUUUCAAAAGACGUCAAGCCAAGACUAUUGUAGAAGAAAAAUUAGAAAAAUAUUCAUCUUUAAAAAAUAAUAAUUCAUCAUAA